Acanthoscelides obtectus is the source of this 402-nucleotide messenger RNA. Lineage: Eukaryota; Metazoa; Arthropoda; Insecta; Coleoptera; Chrysomelidae. The record is from the annotation of a GenBank genome assembly.
AUGUCUAAGAGGAAACACAAGACACUUAGCCUUGCGCCGAAAUAUGAGAUAAUUCAGAAAUUAGACAACGGACGAAGUCCAGUGCAGCUCGUCGCAGAAUAUGGAGUUGGGAGGUCAGCCAUCACAGAUAUAAAGAAAAAGAAGACCCAAAUUGCUGAAUACAUGAAUUCUCAUCAACAACAAACAACACAUCUGACUUUGAAGACGGCCAAGCACCCCAAUGUAGAGACGGCGUUGUACACGUGGUUCCUGCAGCAGAGGACCAAAAAUGUGAACAUUUCGGGCGAAAUCCUGCAAGAAAAGGCGAAAUUUUUUUACGAAGAAAUUACGGGCGGGACGACUUUGCGGCAAGUUCUGGUUGGUUGGAUAAUUUUAAAAAGCGGUUUAAAAUUCGUCAGUUAA